This is a messenger RNA of Prunus dulcis (almond), 782 nucleotides long. RefSeq names its product mediator of RNA polymerase II transcription subunit 28. NCBI's taxonomy places the organism in Eukaryota, Viridiplantae, Streptophyta, Magnoliopsida, Rosales, Rosaceae. Gene Ontology annotation, cellular component: mediator complex. The transcript is spliced from 4 exons. The coding region runs from base 193 to 621 and encodes 142 amino acids. The record is from RefSeq and is a predicted model, not a curated record. Gene Ontology annotation, biological process: regulation of DNA-templated transcription.
UUAAGUGGAAGAGGGAAAUUCUCAGCUAAAGAGAAAAACGGAGAAGAGGGAAAGAAAGAAUACUCAACAUUGAAUGAGAGAGAACGCGCGAGAACAAGGAAGGUUGAACUUUCUACACUGAAUGAGAUUGUUUCGUCAUAUCAAGCUUUGAUUUCAGUCUCACCCAAGGCUAAGGUGUUGGUUAUCUUUCACAUGGCUGAGAGACAAGCGGCAGAUCAGCAGCAGCAUCAAAUUGAUGCCCAGAUGCAAUCCCCACAACCUCAAAGGGAAGACAUGGUUGCCUGUGUGAUAGCACUGGAGGCUGCUUUGCUUCCAUGCUUGCCUGCCAGAGAGCUUCAAGCAAUUGACCGGUCUCCCCACCCUUCUCAUCAGAUUGAUGUAGAGAGGCAUGCCAGAGAUUUUAUGGAAGCUGCCAAAAAGCUUCAACUAUAUUUUAUUGGUCUACAACGUGAGGAUCAGCCAACCAAGGCUCAACAACUUAGCAAGGAGAUUGAUGCGAUGGAAGAGGAGUUGGGGAUAAAGACUGAGCUUAUCAAGAAGCAUGAAAGGCUGAUCCAAGGGUGGAAAAAGGAUCUGAAAGACCAAUUGGACAAGCACAACACUGAGCUUGAGAGGGUGUAGUUACUUGAGCCAUGAAAUUGUAUCAUUCCAUUUGUUGGUAGAUCAUUUGGUAGCAUCCAUAACAAUUUUGCUUCAACGGUCUCUUGUAAAAAUUAUGAUCUGUUACAUCCAAAUCGGCUAGGUAAUUUACAAUGUGGAACCUAAAAUUGGUUUUGUUUCCA